GGACAGGGCAUCCACGUCAUCUCCAGGCACCCUGCGCCAGUGCAUCACAUUGUGUGUCCAGCAGAUGUGAUGAGUAUAAGCUUCUGCUACCUGUGCUUGUACCUCUCAAGCACAUGUCCCUGCUCUUCUGAGCCCAAGUCAUUCACUUUUUAUCACUUACUGAGUCUGUAUAGCACCUUUUCACUACUGAGCUUCCAAACAGGUGCUACCUAUUUAAGUUACAGAAGGCCAACACCAAUCUUUAACACUAGCCAGGAAUUGUACAAGGGCAUCUUCUGUCAUCUUGGGUGGCUCUCCCUUUCUGGGGGACAGUUUCUCUGCCUGAUACAUGUGCCUAGUGUGGCUAAGGAUGCUACUGUUUCUGUAGUAGGAGUUACUUCACCAGUAAUUCAGAAUAUUUCAUGGAAUCAGCAGAGGGAAGCGAGUACGUGACAUCCCUGCCUGCUGGCUGCCUUUUCUCCCUGGAGCUACUGCAUAGCAGUAAGUCUUGGCGUUGUAUUUUACCCCCCUGGAAAGUUUGUUUUACCAUUUAACAGUUGGAACAAUGCAGGCACGGAGAACUUCAAAGGGGCUUUGCUUCAACAGCAGUGAGAUCCAGGCAGAGCAGGUUCCUUCCUGUAAACACUCGCUUUUCGUGGCUCAGAUUCCUCCUUUUUCAAAGUGCCUUUAUUUAGAAGCACCUCUUAGUGCAGCAUUCAGGAGUUUGAAGGUGUGUAUGAUCCUCCUGGGCUGUGCUUCGCUUGUAGAGAAACAAAGUUCAUCUUCUCAUAUGCUGAGGAAGUGUGAUAGGCUGAGUUGUUUUUCUGUUUGUUUGCUUUAUAACUUCUUAUUUCUGGUAAUUAAAUAUGAGCCUGGCACAUAGAACCAACAGAAAUUAUAUGCUUAUCUCAUGAAUCACUGCUUUAUCUACUUUGCUUUAUCGGGAUUGGAAUCAGUAGUGAGAGUGAGGAGCUUAUCCAGGUAGAAACUUUAUUGUUGCUCAUCUCAGGCUGCUUGUUGCAGUGGAAGGAGGUGGUGGAUGCUGUGAGCACCUGGUGGAGACAUAGGUGUCUGCGUUCAUUGCAGGGGAGUUGGGCUACAUGACCUUUAAGGACCCUUUCCAAGUCAAACAAUUCCGAUUCUAUGACUCUGUGAUUCUAAGAUCGACUACUGAUAACUGCCGUGGUGCCAGCAGCAAAGUGAUGCUGCCAUAACACAGCUCCUUCAGACUGUGAAUGUCACAGAGUAAAUAGGGGCAUUUGAGCUCUUUGGAACAACAAGGAUAUUUUCUAGCAGGUUAAGUGAUACCGUUUCAUUAUUUUUUCUCUAUUCUGCCUUAUUUGCUGAUCUGCUAAUCUGCUACUCAGGAUUGUUAAUGGAGGUUUGGCUAAGAAUGCUCCCUACUCUCAUUUGGGGUUUCUUAUUUAAUUGGAGUAAUGUUGAUGCUGUUUUCUCGCUACAGAGGAUUUAGGUUAGGAGUUAGGAGGAAAUUCUUGAUUCUGAGAGCGGUGAUGCCCUGGCACUGCUGCCCUGAGCUGUGGGUGCCCCAUCCCUGGAGGUGUCCAAGGCCAUGGGUGAGUGCUGGGCAGCCUGAGCUGGAGGCAUCCAGCCCAUGGCAGGGAGUGGGAAUGGAUGGGCUUUAAAGUCCCCUCCAACCCAAGCCACUCUGUGCUUCUAUGAAACACUAAGUAGGAAUGAUGCAUAUCUUUUUUAAUAGUGGGUACACACUAUUGAGCCUUUUCACAGGGAGCUCUGAUGGCCAAGCACAAGCUGGGGGUGUGAUGAUGCAGCUGGUGUUAAAUGGUCAGCUUAAUCUGCCUUGCUUUAGUGUCUGUCUAGCAUUAACAUCUCUGAAUAUGGCAAGGAUAUGAUAGAUAACAAUUUUACAGUGCUGUGCAUGGUUGUAGUCCAGAUGCAGAAAAUGAACGGUGCAUUGAACUGACUCAGUUUUAGUGUUCCUUAAUGUCAGUUUGGCUGAAAGGAGGGAUUGCUCUGGUGUAAGGCAGUGCAGAGUUGCAGGUCCUAAGAAAUAAAGCCUCCCUACUCUUGCCUUCUUUCUAAAGCUCUUAAUGCAAGACAAAAUGACUUGUGUUGUGAAAGCCUUUGCCUGAGAUUGGCAUGACAGGCAAUAAACCAUGCAGCAGGGAGGGAAAUAAAGGAGGCCUCUGAGCUCUGUCUGCUGCCAACAAAUGCAGCCUUGGAUGAGUUACCAUUCCCCUUUAUCAAAUCUGUACAGUGGUGAACAAUGCUGCAGCCUUCAAGAGACUCUCAAUGCUUUUCUGUUAUUUCAAAUGAAAAAAAAAGAGAAGCAUCCCAUUCAAAUCAUACAAUUGUGAGUCAGCUGUGUGGUUUUUGAUAAAACAGGUACCUGAGCUGAUGCUGCUGAACCAGGUAACAGAUGCACCCACAAACCCAGGCGCUGCCUGAUCUGAGGUUUAUAAAACCCUGAUAUAGAGCUUAGCACUUGAACUUACAGACCAUUCCCAUUGGAAAAAAAUAACUCGGUGAGGAUGGGAAGAGAUCCGAUUUUUUGCUGUUAAUCUCUGUUGGGUUUGCUCAGUGAUUUUGGGCUAAGUGAAUUGUCUGAUUUCUGAAGGGAGCACUGGACUUGCCCCAAGCUUGGCACAUCUUACAGAAGAGCUUCAGGGUUUUAAAAACUUACGGUAUCAGAAUCCUACUUGAAACUGUAUGGUGGCUAAAAGUCACAAGUAGGUAUUCCUCGAGUUUGUAGAGUGUAUGUCAUACAAAGAAGCUGUGGGGAGUCGCAGCGUUGGCAGCCUUUCAAGCAAUCUCUCACAAUACAGCAUUAUGCCUGUAACGUAUUUUCUCUUCCUUUCUUUUUGCAAGUCAUGUUUUAACCAGAUUUCUUUCCCUUUCAACUCUGGAAGGCAAAUGUGAUGUUUAAAACACAGUGUUGUACUUGGAGAGGCUGUAUUUUCCUCUCAUUCUGUGGAACAAUAAAUGGAAACUUACAUGUUUGGUGUUGCACAGUCCAACUCUUCCCCUGGGAGCAUUCCGUCGUCCAAUUGCUGAUGGGAAAAUCAAAGUUCAAGGGAAAAAAUAAGGGUUUGAAGAGGGAGAGAGAGGCAAGGGAAAGUUUCUUCAGGUGCUUGCUUUUACCAACCGGCCAAACAUCAGCAGUGGGGUUGGAAGCUCUCCUGUGUGAGCCAAGUAUCUGUCUGAAUUCUUUCUGUGCAGACUUCUGAAUGCUUCAAAGCCUUUCUGCUUUUAGUAUCAUGCUUACACCUGGCACUGUGUGGCACUGGACGGUGAUAUCAGCCAAGAAAGUGAACCUGCAUAUCUUCACGCUGCUCCAGCCUUGCAUAAAUGUUCAUUUAUGGCUUGAAUGCUGUGGACCUUUUGAUUUAUAUUUGUAGCAUUUAGGUAAGGCUCUUUACACUUCUAUUAACCAGCACGGUAGCAGCAGUGCAUUUCUGUCUUCCAUUCUCUCCCACACUGCGAUAACCUGAGUGGGUGCAGGUUGGUGGCAAGACAGAAACCCUCUUCUUGUCCUAUACAUGAUCUGGCAGUGACAGCCCAUGUUGGUAACCCAAAUCCUGUGAACAAGGAAACAGGACAGCAGACUCCUCCUCGCACUGCUGUUAAGUGAAGUGUGAGAAGCUGCUGCUAUCAAUGGUUAAUUGCACAAGAGAAAUGGGGUGUGAUGGCUUGACAGUAACGCUCUUCUUUAAAUUUCCUUUCACUCUCAUUGUGCUUAAACCAACCCCUUAAAUGGCUGCAUGAGUAGAUCCUUGUGGGAGCGAGUUAUGAAAGUGGCCCAGAGAGGUGGAGGUGCCCCAUCCCUGCAGACAGCCAAGGUCAGGCUGGAUGGGCUCUGAGCACUGAUGGAGCUGUGGGUGUCCCUGCUCAGCGCAGGAGAGUGGGACAGAUGGACUUCAAAGGCUCCUUCCAACUCAAACCAUUGUAAGAAACUAUGGAUUACAUACUCUGAGAACAGGGACGGUUCUAAUGUGGUGAUAACAGUUACCUGUGGAAGGGAAUAUUAUUGUAGCAUCCUGUUUUUGUAGCAGCAAAUGACAAAGUUGAAUAUUCAACAUCUUUUCUGUGUUUGUGGUUAUGCUUGGGCAAACUCAUUCAAUCAGCUGCAUGAGUGAACAUUUAAGGAUUUUGUAAGCCAGUCACCAAAUUAUGGUAAUUAGACGUCUUGUCUGUUUUGCUAUACUGGCUGCAGAGCAGUAAUGAGGUUAAAGGAAUACUGUCAAGUUGAUUAUGGAACAAAAGUGACUUACCUAAAAGCUGCCAUCAUUCUCCUCUGUAUAUUUAAAUAUGUGGAUUUUAGUAUGUCCUUACUGCAUAUGUUUAGUUUCAUGUUUCUUAGAGGCAGACAGAAUGGGCAGAAUGGCAGAAAUGUGUGGCCUGGUAUGGAAGCCAUAUGAAGAAGUCAUGUAAAAGAAACAUAGAAUAUCCCAAGUUGGAAAGGACCCAGCAAGGAUCAUCGAGUCCAACUCCUUGCUCCACACAGGACCACCCAAAAAUCAAAUCCUGUGUCUGACAGCAUUUUCUAAGAGCUUCUUGAGUUCGUUCCUUUCUUAAAUGCUGUCAAAUAACUUGGCAGUUUGAUUGAUAUUCAGUCUAUGUUUUAAAGUGACCUUGAUCCUAUUCUGUUCUAUUCCUUUAUAACGGUGUUUGAUCUAGAAAAUGAAGUGUUUUUGAGGUUUGCUUCUCACUGACUUUGCCACGUAGGUCAUUGCCUUUUCUUUGUGCUUUGCUGACUGCAUGCAGGAGCGAUGCACAGCUCUCCCAAGGCUGCAGUUUUCUGUAAAGAAAAAGAAUCAUGUUUACGUAGCUGAGAAUUCAAUGCCUUAAUGCCUCAUAGUUGAAGGUGCUUCUGAGAAAAGAAAUGCUGGUUAAGUAACCCCCAAAUUGGGGAUGAUAGCUUAUCUGUUAAAAUCAAGUAGUAGCUAAGGACAGCAAGGCAAUGUGCUGCAGUCUGAUUUUACAGGGACUUACUCAGCUGGAACAUGUGAUCUUGAUAUGAAUUUCCCUUUGCUCCUCUUUCCUCUUAUAUACUUUGUCAUCUGUUAUAUUUAGUUCCUGUGAUGUCCACUGGCUUUUAUCUGAAUGUCUGAUACUAAUUUCACAUGUGCUGAGUGGUUUUUAUCAAAGCAAGCUUCUAGGUGCUUUCCCUUUGCAAAAAAAUGCUGGAAUGAGAGUCUUCUUUUAACCACUGCUUUCAGGGCCAUGUUUUAGGGAAAACAACUGCUAACAAAUCAUUUCUUUUGCAAUACAGGCUUUAUCCUAGGGCAGCUGACCUUGGGUAAUCUCCCCGCUUGCCUGCAAACUACUGCUUCCUUUCCUGCAGGCAGGAGGAGGGAGAGAGAACCACAUCCCAACGAAUUGUUUUCAACCUGUGUUGCUAGGACUGAUGGUGAGAAGUGAGCAUGAAUAUCAUGCACAGGUAAUGAAGGGUGUGCAGAAGAAGGAAAGUCGAUUGGAAACCAUUUAUAGGUGAUGGAGUGGGAGUGGUGGUGAUGGAUUGAGGGUUGGACUGGAUGAUCUUAGUGGUCUUUUACAACCUUAAUGGUGCUAUGAUUCUGUACAAUGGCUAAGUAACGUUACUUGUUUCUCACUGUAGCUCCAGCCAUUGCCACCACGGUUUGCAGUAUGCUCUUACCAGCAAGAGUUAGGAAGCAGAUGAGCUAAACAACGUGGUAUAUCCCAAAAAUAAUUUUGGCAGGCCUUAUGUCUGUUGGGUUUGGAUUUUUAUAUUUCUAUUUUUUUUCCUCUCUUCCCUCUCUACAUUCAGUUUGGAAGUAAUAACUACAUGUCUUCUAAUUAUUAUUAUUUUGUAAGGAAGCAUCAUGCAACUGGCCAGCUAUAUCUGCAUUGCUUGGGGGGGACACUCUAAGUGGAAAUGAAGUCUGGAAAUGAAGACAGUUGCAUUCAGCUGAUGUGCGUGGUCUAACAGUAAAGGUCUGCAGCUGCUGGCCUUUUGUUUUUCUCUGCUUGCACUAUGCGGCAUGCAAGCUUGAAGGUUGUUUCCUUCUUUCACUGGGAGAAUGUAAUAUUUUUGGUUACAGACUGUUUUUUCUUACUGCAAAACAUUGUAUCCAGUAAUGAUACAAAUUGAAAGGGGGACAGCUGACUCUCAAAUUCCAUGUUAUGCUCCCAGCCACUUUGAUGGGGUUUUCCAAUGUAACUGGGAAGCUGCUUUGUGAGUUUGCAUGGGUGAUCCAGUAGCCAUGGAGUCGAGCAGUGACAUCUUCAGAAGCAUGUAUGUGAUUAAUGGUUCUUGUUUUGUCAUUUCAUAUGAAGUGUUGUGGGCUAAGCAUUAGCUGAAUUGUGCAGUUUCAAGCUAAGAGAAAACUUGGUGUUUGGCUACUAGCAGCUCAAACUGGUCUGGUGUCUCCUUGAUUUAGAGAAACAAAGUGUGUGUGACUAGGAGAGUUCUUUCAAAAUGAACAAAAAUAGAUCCUCUUUAUGCAUUGAAAUUCCAAUGUCUGCCUCAGUGUAGAUCAUGGAGUCAUAGAAUGGCUUAGAUUGAAAUGGACCUUAAAGCCCAUGGGUCAGACUGCCAAAGGUCCCAUCCAGCCUGACCUUGAAUGCUUCCAGGGAUGGGACUCCUCCUGCCAACCUGUGCCACUGCUCUAUGUGAUUCAGAAAUGAACUGCAGGUAUCAUUUAGAAUGUUUGUAAUCUCUAAAUUUGGUUUAGCUUUAGCAAAACUAAUGCUUUCCUUGGUGAUGUGUAUGUUUAAUUAAAGUGGUACUUGAGAUAUGGGGAGGAACAUCUGCUUUUAUUACUGUUUGUGGGGACACUGCUGUGUAUAGUGCUAAAUCAUGACUGUACAAUAUAAAGUUCUCCUGCAUAUGCUGUCCCAUAUGAAUCACAGUCAAGCAGGCAACAAAUUGCAUCAAAAAGCAAAAGUUUGUCGAGACAACCAGCAGGGAAUCUUGAAACUUCAAAGUAAGAACUCAGAAGAAGCCAUAAUUUGGCUCCUCAGUACAUAUUAAAGCCUUACAUCUUGUUACUCUUUAUGAAUAGCAGCAACUGGCUGUAGCCUACACUUGCAGGCUUAAAAUAGCUUCUUCACAACACAGACUUGGCAUCAGGAACUGACAAGUUUGAUAUCACCUUCAGGUGAGUUUCAGGAAAAGAAAUGUCUCAGCCAUGUAGGUGAGACUAAUGGAUUAUCGUACUGUUGUGGAAAUAACCACUGAGACCACAAAAUAUUAAACACUUUUCCACGUGGCGCAUACCACACUGUAUCCUAAACAGAGAGCUGGAAAAGGAAAAGAGAAGCUUAAGUGAAACCAGCUGAUUGCUGCUGGCAGGGAUCUAGUGCUGGAGGCUGCUGUGGAAGAGAAAAGCAAGGCAUGGAGCAGGACCCAGCCAAAGGUGUUUGCUUACGAUCACUGCUUUUGGUCUAUGGAUGAAUCUGUCAAAGAAAAAUAUGCAGGUCAAGAUGUUGUUUUCAAGUGCCUUGGAGAGAAUAUUCUUCAGAAUGCCUUUGAAGGCUAUAACGCUUGCAUCUUUGCCUAUGGGCAAACUGGAUCUGGAAAAUCAUACACAAUGAUGGGUACUGCUGACCAACCUGGAUUAAUCCCUAGACUUUGCAGUGGUCUCUUUGAAAGAGCACAGAAGGAAGAAAAUGAAGAGCAGAGUUUUAAAGUGGAAGUAUCCUACAUGGAGAUAUACAAUGAGAAAGUCAGAGAUCUUCUUGACCCGAAAGGAAGCCGGCAGUCAUUAAAAGUUAGAGAACACAGUGUUUAUGGUCCUUAUGUAGAUGGGCUAUCCAAACUAGCUGUUGCUAGCUACAAGGACAUCGAGUCCUUGAUGUCUGAGGGCAACAAAUCUCGCACAGUGGCUGCAACCAACAUGAAUGAGGAGAGCAGUCGGUCCCACGCAGUCUUCAAGAUUAUCCUCACCCACACACUCUAUGAUGUGCAAUCGGGAACGUCAGGUGAGAAGGUGGGCAAGCUGAGUCUGGUGGAUUUAGCAGGUAGUGAAAGGGCAACUAAGACUGGUGCUGCAGGAGACAGGCUGAAAGAAGGGAGCAACAUUAACAAAUCCCUUACAACUCUUGGACUGGUUAUUUCUGCCUUGGCAGAUCAGGCUGCUGGCAAGAACAAGAACAAAUUUGUUCCUUAUCGUGAUUCUGUGCUCACUUGGUUACUUAAAGACAGCCUUGGUGGCAACAGCAAGACUGCCAUGGUAGCGACAGUAAGCCCAGCAGCAGACAACUACGAUGAGACCCUUUCGACACUCAGGUACGCAGACCGGGCCAAGAACAUCGUAAAUCAUGCUGUGGUGAACGAGGACCCCAAUGCUCGCAUUAUUCGGGAGCUGCGUGAGGAGGUGGAGAAGCUGAGAGAACAGCUCACAAAAGCAGAGGCUAUGAAAUCGCCAGAAUUAAAAGAACGACUGGAGGAGUCAGAAAAGUUGAUCCAGGAAAUGACUGUGACCUGGGAAGAAAAGUUAAGAAAAACUGAAGAGAUAGCACAGGAACGUCAGAAACAGUUGGAAAGCCUUGGCAUAUCGCUUCAGUCUUCUGGAAUAAAAGUGGGGGAUAAUAAGUGCUUCCUGGUGAAUUUGAACGCAGACCCAGCUCUCAAUGAACUCCUGGUAUACUAUUUAAAGGAGCACACGUUGAUAGGAUCAGACAACUCUCAAGAUAUCCAGCUAUGUGGAAUGGGAAUUCUUCCUGAACACUGCAUUAUAGACAUCACCCCAGAAGGACAGGUUAUGUUAACACCUCAAAAAAACACCAGGACUUUUGUGAAUGGUUCUGCUGUUACUGGUCCUAUCCAGCUGCAUCAUGGAGACAGAAUACUAUGGGGAAACAACCACUUUUUCAGGCUGAAUUUGCCAAAGAAGAAAAAGAAACCGGAUCAUGAGGAUGAGGAGCGAGACAACUCUAUGAAGUGCAGUAAUAGUGCUGAGCAGCUGGAUGUAGAUGGAGACAAUUCCAGUGAAGUGUCCAGUGAGAUUAACUUCAGCUAUGAAUAUGCCCAGAUGGAAGUUACUAUGAAGGCCCUUGGUAGUAAUGAUCCUAUGCAGUCCAUCCUGCAAAGCCUGGAGCAGCAGCACGAAGAGGAGAAGAGAUCAGCACUUGAACGGCAGAGACUUAUGUAUGAGCAUGAGCUGGAACAGUUACGAAGGCGACUGUCACCAGAGAAGCAGCACUUCCGCAGCAUGGACAGGUUCUCCUUUCAUUCUCCCAGUGCUCAACAGCGUUUACGGCAAUGGGCAGAGGAGAGAGAAGAAAUGUUGACCCACAGCCUGAGAAAGCUGCGAGAGCAAAUUGUUAAAGCCAAUUUGUAUGUGAGAGAAGCCAAUUUUAUUGGAGAAGAAUUGGACAAGAGGACAGAGUAUAAAGUCACCCUCCAGAUACCUGCUUCAAGCCUUAAUGCCAACAGUAAGAGAGGUGCAAUUCUCAGCGAGCCUGCUAUUCAGGUGAGAAGGAAAGGGAAAGGCAAACAGAUUUGGUCACUGGAAAAGCUGGAGAAUCGAUUAGUAGACAUGAGGGAUCUUUACCAGGAGUGGAAAGACUGUGAGGAAGACAACCCUGUGAUGAGAGCUUACUUCAGACGAGCUGAUCCGUUCUAUGAUGAGCAGGAGAACCAUAGCCUUAUCGGAGUAGCCAAUGUCUUUCUUGAGUGCCUGUUCUAUGACGUGAAGCUGCAAUACGCUGUGCCGAUCAUCAAUCAGAAGGGAGAGGUAUCUGGUCGUCUCCAUGUUGAAGUUGUUCGAGUGAGUGGAGAGAUAGAUGACAGGUUGGUUGGUGGUGAGGAUAGUCCUGAUUAUUCCAAUGAAAAUGACACUCAGGAGAGAAAACUUGUCUGCAGGAUUAAAAUACUUCAGGCAACAGGUUUGCCACAGCACCUCUCCAACUUUGUGUUCUGCAAAUACACAUUCUGGGAUCAGCUGGAGCCAGUUAAUGUUGCACCUGAGGUGGAUCCUUCCUUAUCCCCCAUCAGCAAGGAGCCACGGUGCAUGGUUGUCUUCGAUCAUUGCAACGAGUUUUCUGUAAAUAUUUCUGAAGACUUCAUGGAACAUCUCUAUGAUGGUGCUCUGGCAAUUGAAGUAUAUGGGCACAAGCAGAGCGGUGACCGCAAAAAUCCAACCCUGUGGGAUUUGGGAAUCAUUCAGGCCAAAACACGGAGCCUUCGAGACAGGUGGAGUGAAGUAACCCGAAAAGUAGAGCUCUGGGUUCAAAUUCUAGAGCUGAAUGAGAAUGGGGAAUACUGCCCAGUUGAGGUGACUCCUGCCAAGGACGUUUGCACUGGAGGCAUCUUUCAGCUCAGACAGGGGCAAUCUCGAAGAAUUCAGGUUGAAGUGAGAACUGUGCAGGAAUCUGGGACCUUGCCACUGAUGGAGGAGUCAAUACUAUCUGUUGGAAUUGGUUGUGUUCAAAUAAAACACGUUAAGUCACAAAAAGUGCCUGAAAUUUAUCAGGAAGAAGAUGAUGAAAUGGACAGUUACCAGGAUAGGGAUUUGGAGAGGCUCCGUCGGAAGUGGCUGUGUGCCUUAACAAAGCGUCAGGAAUACCUUGAUCAGCAAUUGCAGAAACUUGUUGGGAAGCCUGAUAAAACAGAGGAUGAUGCUGAUCGGGAGGCACAGCUUCUAGAGAUGAGGCUAACGCUCACUGAAGAAAGGAAUGCUGUAAUGGUGCCUUCUGCAGGCAGUGGGAUCCCUGGAGCUCCAGCAGAGUGGACUCCCGUGCCUGGUAUGGAAACUCACAUUCCUGUUAUUUUCCUUGACUUGAAUGCUGAUGACUUCAGCUCCCAAGAUAACCUUGAUGACCCAGAAGCAGGUGGGUGGGAUGCGACUCUUGUUGCUGAAGAAGAGGAGGAAUUUUUUGAACUGCAGAUUGUAAAACAUCAUGAUAGUGAGGUGAAAGUAGAAGCCUCCUGGGACUCCACAGUCCACGACUGCAUCCAGCUCAGUAAAGGAACAGCAGCAGAUGAAAGAGUUUACCUUAUUGUGAGAGCCACUGUGCAGCUCAGCCAUCCUGCAGAAAUGCAGUUGGUGUUGCGCAAACGCAUCUGCGUCAAUGUUUAUGGCAGACAGGGCUUUGCACAGAGCUUCCUCCGAAGAAUGUCACACCGAAGUUCCAUUCCUGGCUGUGGUGUCACUUUUGAGAUAGUCUCAAAUAUUCCAGAGGAUGCUCAAGGAGCUGAAGAGCGGGAAGCACUGGCCAGAAUGGCAGCAAAUGUUGAAGACGCAGCUUCAGCUGACUCUGAAGCCUACAUAGAGAAGUACUUGCGAAGCGUGCUGGCUGUGGAGAACAUUCUCACCUUGGAUCGUCUGCGGCAGGAAGUUGCAGUAAAAGAGCAGCUAAUGGGAAAAGGAAAACUCUACCGGAGGAGCCUGAGCUCUCCCAAUGUGAACCGGCUUUCUGCAAGCCGCCAAGAUUUAGCUCCUCCUUAUAACCUGAGCAGCAAUCGGAGUCCAAAGGUCCCAGCAGAGGGCCGAUGGGAAAGUCAGCAAGAUGUAUCCCAAGGUGUCACAAACUCCAGCAGGGGCAUUAGUCCAACUCGUACCUCUCUGCCAGGCUCCGGGCAGCAGAACCACUCCCCUGAUGCAGGUCUGGGUAGCCUUGCUGCUUCCUACCUGAAUCCUGUCAAGUCAUUUGUGCCUCAGAUGCCAAAGCUGCUGAAGUCUCUCUUUCCUGUUAGAGAUGAGAAGAAGGGCAGGCAGACCUCACCUCUUGCACAGCAGGCUGUCCCACGGAUUAUGGUUCAGUCUGCCAGUAUCGAUGCCAGUGCUGCAAAGAUAAAGCAGCUGAACCAAGAGGCAGCAGGGAAACGACCAUUCGAAGCUGCGGUACGGAUGUCAGAGGUGGAAAAGAAUCCUGAAAAGAUGCCCAAAAUGCCUUUGCAGCAGCCCACGGGAGAUGCCCAGGCUCAGGACUCCCAGGAAGGGCCUCCAAGUCCUCUGAGCGAAGCCUCCAGCGGGUACUUUUCCCACAGUGUAUCAACAGCCACCCUCUCUGAAGCCCUCACAGCAGGGAGUGAUGCUGUGGUUCAGCCAGGGGGACAGACGCCUGCCCUAAGUGACUUCCCAGCUCCUGCUGUGGCUCAGGGAUCUUCAGACAUGCCAGGACACUCAGACAGUCCUUUAGAAAGCUGUCUCAACAGUAAGGGGGAGAGUCUACCCACCCCCAGCCUUCCAGGUGCUCACACAAGAUCAAAAGACAGCACUGAAGUGAAUGGGAGUGAUGCUUUGAAGUCAAAAUCUUCUGCAUCUCCUGUGACUCACAGUGAGCAGGCAAAUGAUGCCUCUGUAGCCACUGAUGCAAAAACCUUUCUUUCUACCUCUGCUCCAAGGAUGGAGUCAUCUAAACAAUUGAUGGAGUCAGCAGGACAGGCUGUCAGGAGAAAGGAAACAAGUUCUGGGGCUUCUGAACUGGGGGUUCCCAAACCACAGGUUCAGCCCAACCAAUCGUCCCAGCCCAGCGUUGCCGCCUCCCCCUUCAAAAUCCAGAAAGUCAAGACUUCAGAGCUCAAGUCCUUCACCAGCAUGUUGGGGACUGAUCCCUCGUGUUCACUAAAUGCAGAGGAGGAGCAGCAGGAAGGAGAAAAGAGCGCAUCUGCAGCACAUGGCCUGAGCCAUAACGGGUCAGAGAUGGCAGAAGAAAAACUGGAAGUAGUUUCUGACUCUGAAGAUGGCAAUGAGAUUCCCGAGUGGCUGAAAGAGGGAGAAUAUGUCACUGUUGGUGCAAACAAGACAGGCAUCGUUAGAUACAUUGGGCCCACAGAUUUCCAGGAGGGAACGUGGGUUGGUGUUGAACUGGAUUUACCUUCAGGGAAGAACGAUGGCUCCAUUGGAGGAAAGCAGUACUUCAGGUGCAACCCAGGCUAUGGAUUGCUCGUGAAACCAGGCAGAGUUAAAAAGGCCGCAGGACCAGCGAGGCGACGGAGCACCGGUGUGAGGUUGCAGGGAGCGGCAUCCAGCGAGAACAGGAGGAGUGGCAACUUCUCUGCUUCAGCAUCCAGCCUGGCUUCACUCACAGCCCUGGCUGCCAAGUCAGAAGCAGGACCCACAAUUCGCAUGGAGAAGAGCCAGAAAAACGCAGAGAACAGGAAAUCCUGGGCGAGCUGAGAGAGUGGCCUGCUGCAAAGCGCCGCGGCUGUGGGCCCCCAUCUUUUAGCUUCAGCUGGCUGAAAGCAGGCCUGUGAACUUGUGGUUUGUGGCAAACACUAAUGAAGGGUUUUUUCUCUGCUUUGGGUGACUGGCAUGUUCAUUCCUUGCCUUGCCAUGGUGCUGGGUCUACAGCCAUAGUUUCAUGUUACAUGUUGUAAUGCUGAGGUGUAGGGUGACUGUGAGCUCUGCUCUCCUCCACCUCCCAGAGAAGGAGGAGAUGAGAGUUGUUCAAAUUAUGGCAUGACUUCUAGUGGCUACAAAACCCUGCCUACACCUCAGUGCUUCUCUGAGCACGGGUCCCCAAAAGAAUCAAUUCUGUCUAAUUUUGUGAGAGCUAUAUUGCAUAAUGCAUGGUGAAAGGGCAAGAUAAUGAUCCCAGAUGGGCAGAGAAGGGAACAUAUCUGGUAAUGAGGAACCCCUCAAAACUCUUUCAUUUAAAAAAACAGUAGCCCUCUGGUUGUGUGGCCCAGCAUCAGUGCCUGGUUUGGUUUCUGUUCUGUUAUCCUUCUGUGUAAAUCAGCCCAAAAUUUAUUGCUGAUGGGAAUGAGAGCAGGCCCAUGACCUGCUCUGUAAUAUUUUUGAUCCCUUCUUUUUACAGAGGAGGAGAGUUAAACGAAUUUGCCAUCUCAGAUUCAUUUAGUGUGUGCUCUCACCAUGCUGUGCUCCUCUCACUGCCCCAAGCACUACAGGAACGUCCCAUUUCCUCUGUCUUUUGGGUCAGGAGGAUUUUGGCAGAGAUGGCACUGCAGUGCUCCCAUGUCCCCAGCCUUUUGUUGGGUCCUGCCUGCUGCUCAGUGGAGCAUCCUGCCCAACCUUUGGGUCUUUGCCCAGCCUUUGGGUUUUCACCCAACCUAUGGGUUUUCAUCUAGCCUUUGGAUUUUCACCCAGCCUUUGGAUUUUCACCCAGCCUUUGGGUCUUCACUCAACCUUUGUGUCUUCGCCCAACCUUUGUGUCUUCGCCCAACCUUUGGGUCUUCACCCAGCCUUUGGUUUUCACCCAGCUGUUCAAAGCAGAGGCUUGCUGCUCUUGUAACAGGAGGAAUCCAGUGUAUUUAUUUGUAUUUAUUGUGUUGAACUGAGCAAAGGUUGCGCUUUACAAUCAUCCGCCGCCCGGCGUUGUGCUGAGGAGAGCAGUGCUAAGAGGAGCCCAACCCAGUGACAUGGAAACAAACCCAUGACAGAGUCUUCCCCAAACCAACCCCUCCCAGAGGUGGAGGGUUGGCCUGGCUUUUAUCAAACUUGAUUUUAUUUUUGGUGAACCUUACUAGUUUUUAACACCCUGUGGCCCAAAUUACAUACCUGUAUAUAUGUGUGCACAUACCUACGUACAGCCAUUUUCUAACAAAUCAAGAAAGGCCACAGGCUUUUAUAUUCUGAGCUGUUUAUACCUUGUUUAAGGAAUCGGGGGGGAUUGGACAGCUUGAACAAUAAAGGUUUUAUCUACUUGGGGAAUAUUUAGGAUGCUGAAUUAAUGAUUUCACUUUAAUACGUAUCUAGUCUCUGUCCGUGCUGCAUGUGGGUAUCAAAGUGCCUUAGCCAUCUGGUUCAGAGGUCCAAGGGAGAGAUACAUUGUCAUCAGAGGAGACAGAGAUGCUUAGUGAAGGAGAUAAUUAUGCUGAUUUACUGUAAUUAAUAUCAUUUAUGCAGAAGGAAUAAAAUUAAAAUAGAAACUAAUCUGUAGCUGAAAUAAGUGGGAUGGGUUACAGUGCAGCACGCGUAGUACUGCCAGGGAUUUGCAUCUCCUCUCAGCUUUUGUUAGUUUCAGUGUUUCCUGGAUUUUUGUAAAGAAAUCUUCAUAUCAAAUGUGUAGAGCAGCUUUUAAAGACGUUUUUAGCACACGUUUUUUCCUCCUUUUCCUUUGCAUAAAGCUCCUGUCCAUGAAGCCAAGGUGAUGGGAGAAAUUCAGUAAUCAGGAGUUCAGAUGCUCAAAUUCCUGGCUUUUAUAGACAUGAUCCAUGCAACAAAAUGGCAUUUUGCUUCGGGGCCUGAUGGCUCUCACUAUGGAAGGCCGCCCGCUGGUUCAUGUGGCGCCUCUUUCGCUGCCUUGUCUGCUUUCUGAAAUCCACUUCUGAUGUUUUUCUGAUUGCACUCUGCUCUGAUGUGCUACACAGAGGUAGCCCAUGGAAGCAGCCCCAGCCUACGGGUUUUUGUAGUCUCAGCAUUUCAUUACAGGAGUUAGGGUUGCCUUCACAGCCUGUUGAUGUUUGGGUGUCCCCCCAAAAGGGGGAUAUGAAGGGAAGAAGGUGUCUGAGUCCUCCCACACCCCUCUGCUCCGCUGAGGACUGCAGAUCUCCAGGGCUGAUAGGAAGCAGCGAAGGUGCAGGAGUGACAGGCUGCAGCCCAAGCAGCUGGGCAGUGGCUCACUGUGGGUUUCACCCGCUGUAAAUUCCUCUGCCUGCACUUGCAUUGCAGUUCUUGCUUUGUAGGGUUGUAUUCAAGUGUCUGGGACACGUGCUGGGAGGCUGCAGCCAGCUGGUAGGGGUGGCUUUCCUCUGCCUCUGCCCUGGGUUGUGUUACCACACUGCGCUGUAUGGAUUCAGAGGGGCACAAACAGCAUUGACCUGCUACCUCCCCCAGGGUCGGGUGCCCUGGAAGCAAAUGUCUUAAACAUGGCUGUGGUUGGAGUGUCUGCAAACACUGGUGUGCGAAAAGGGGGGCAGAGCUGCUCUGUUCAGAGCACCACGUUGACCUUUGUGGAGGGAGGAUUUUCCUCUUUUGCUUCGUACUUUCUUUUUGAAGGAAACCUCCCCAGCUUCCACCUGCCCCCAAAGGCUGUGUGGGUGAGUGCCACAAAGCCAAGCGCAUCCACGUGGGCCACGAGGACACUCCUGGAGGACUUCAUCUCCCUCCUGCUCACCCCAACUUCCCCAGCCGCCCGCUCCUUCUGCUGGAUCCAAGUUUGGGCACAGUGAGUGCUCACCUCUCUGCUCAGAGCACCAGCUAACCAGAGAACAUCCUUUUAAACCACAAUGAGAGUAAUUUGAUUUUAUUUUUUUAAUUGAUAGCUAGCAUUAGAAUAACUCUACCCUCAGCAUACAGGAGGAGGUGCUCUUAACUGGAACAGCCCAGCAGCUGAGGCUGGUGUGUUAAUAGCUAUGCAGAUUUCCCAACGUUUUUCAUGCACUUUAUAUACAGGGAGGAAGAAUAUUUUAAUGCAGGAACUGUGAUUGGUCGUGAUUCGAGUUUCUCAUCUGCUGUGUUUGCUCAGUUCUGUGGGCUCAUGUGGUGUCUGAGAGCAGAGCCGUGCGGGUGGGUCUGAGAUGUGGUGGGAUUUAGGCACACGGUGGCAUUUGCUGCAAGCAGCCCAGGCAGUGCUGUGGGAAGGGUGUUUUGUGGGUUCUCUCCAGCCAAGUCAAGACUUUGUACUGUAUGAUGCUCCUGACUCUCCUGGUGAUUUGAUCUUGUCCCAGAUAAUACCUGCUCAGUUGAAGGGCCUUGGCUCUUUGCUUGUCAGCAUACUUUAUUUGAGGAAGAUAGAAAUGAUUCCUGCAUGGGAAUAUUGCCCACAUCCUUAAGAAAGAAGGCUUGCCCCGCAUCUCUUCCCCCGCUGCUCAGCCUCACAGGCUCAGCAUCACUUUGCUCUGCUACGAGCUGAGAACCCCACCUCGUUCUGCCUCACUGCUCAUCAAAACCCAUCCAGAAUGAGCCCUGGCAUCACACAGUCCUGCUCAUAAGGGAGCUGUCUGAGUGUCCUUCCUGUCCUGACACAUCGUCCUUACUCCGGUACUGGCAGUUCUUUGCACAAGAAGUUCAGUGUUUGCAGUGCCUUAUCCCUGGGUCAGCAAGUAACACAGCAACGCGCUGGGCUCAGCCUGACCUCCCGUCUGCACAGCUUGUAGGAAGUGAUGCUACACCAAGGUGCAGAUGAGUUACGCUACCCUGGAGCUGGAGUUGCAGUAAGUGUCUUGCUCCUGCAUCCCCUUCAUCCCUCCCUGCUUUGGGUUCUCGCUCUGUGCCAUCCUGGCAUUUCUCACCCACAGGGCACCAGGGGUUUCCCUCUUCCACCCCCACUAACACCUGCUGUGUCCUGGGAGCCUCUCCCAGCUCAUCUUUCUGUUGAUUUUUUUUUUUGUAAAUGUAGUGGGUCUGUAUAUAAAGAGUGGCUCUUGACACUGUGGUAUUAUUACGUGUUGAUCGGUGUACUUCAAAUGAGCUAAAAUCCAAAGACACUUUGUAAUGAGCUGUAAAGUUUUUAAUUAUUUCUGUACAAUACUAAAUUGUAAUAUUGUGUUAUAUAUGCAAUGCAGCCUGCAGUACCUAAAUAAACUUCUUCUUUAGAACCCAUAAGUCUACACUUUGUUA
This is a messenger RNA of Lagopus muta (rock ptarmigan), 17390 nucleotides long. It is a transcript of the gene KIF13B, whose product is annotated as kinesin family member 13B. Gene Ontology annotation, molecular function: microtubule motor activity; ATP binding; microtubule binding. The coding region runs from base 7368 to 13046 and encodes 1892 amino acids. NCBI's taxonomy places the organism in Eukaryota, Metazoa, Chordata, Aves, Galliformes, Phasianidae. Gene Ontology annotation, cellular component: adherens junction. The record is from RefSeq and is a predicted model, not a curated record. The transcript is spliced from 40 exons. Gene Ontology annotation, biological process: microtubule-based movement; regulation of protein localization.